ACCUGGGAGUCUAACUUUGACGUGGAGAAGCACAAGUUACGGGGCAUAGUUCCCAACAAUUUUUGUUUGAGAUCUUGCACUAUUCAGCUGUCCUUACCACCAUUCCCUACCAGUCAUCCAUUAGAUUUUCACUUAAAAAUCAAUUUUUUUGAUGAUUAUGAUGAAUGAUUGAUUAGCGAGAUUUGAUAGGGAUUGCCUUUACCCUGUUACGCUGAUCCAAUCGAUGAGAGCAUCAUGCAAGUUACACCAUGUGCUCCAAACUACCCAGUCACAUAUGCCUAAAAGGUGAAGUGGUUGUAUUCCAAUCAGUGCAACUUGGGAUCCUUCAAUUCUGUGGUAAGACUUGAUCUUUUAAUACUUAUAUGGAAUGCCUCUUCAGAAGAAUUUUCUUCAUAGAUGCUCCUUUUCCAUGGUAUGGAAGGCUUCUCUCAUCUGAAGCUGGUCUUGAAAUUCUCUGAUGCCUCUUCAGAACCAGACUGUCAGGUUCUGGAAUGAUGUUUGGCUUUUCUCCUUCCCCUUUUCAACUGUCCUAUUUCUUAUUUAUCCUAUCAUCAUGAAUAGUUAUAAUCUGGUGGCCUUCAUUCUGACCGGGAAGCCCAAUGUAUCUGGAAGCUAUUCUGGUAUAAUUCACUGGCCCAUCAACAUGGACCUGGUGGGCCAAGAAACUUAUGUGUUGAACCUUAAUGGGAAUGUUGUAAUGCCAGGGUUUAUUGAUUCACAUUUGCACUUGAUAUAUGGUGGCUUGCAGAUGGGACGAGUGGAACUUCGAGGUGUAAAAAGCCAAGAAGAAUUUGCAAGAAAGAUCAAAGAAGCUUUGAGAGAUAAACUUCAUGGUGAGUGGAUCUUAGGUGGCGGAUGGAACAAUGAUCUCUGGGGUGGAGAAUUACCUCUUGCUUCUUGGAUAGAUGGCAUCACACCUGACAACCCAGUAUGGCUUUCGCGCAUGGAUGGUCAUAUGGGAUUGGCCAAUUCACUUGCCCUAAAGAUAGCUGGAAUUAACAACAGUACAUGUGAUCCAGUUGGUGGAGCUAUUGCGAAGACUUUGGAGGGCGAGCCUAGUGGUCUGCUGGUUGAUUCUGCAAUGAAGCUUGUUCUAGCUGUGAUACCUGAAGUCUCGAUCCAUGAUAGGAGAGACUCACUGAUCAGAGCAAGCAAGUAUGCAUUAACGAGGGGAGUGACAACCGUGAUUGACUUUGGGAGAUUCUUUCCAGGCACAUCAGUUGAUCAUAUCUGGCAAGACUUUUCAGAUGUUUACCAAUGGGCUGAUUCUUCUGGGAAAAUGCUGAUCAGAGUUUGCUUAUUUUUUCCAAUGCAAACUUGGUCUCUACUGGUUGAUCUUAUUCAAGAAAAAGGUAGAGCCUUGAGUCAAUGGAUACAUUUGGGUGGUGUCAAAGCUUUUGCUGAUGGGUCUUUGGGAUCUAGUAGUGCACUUUUCUACGAGCCUUAUGAGGAGGAUCCAUACAGUUAUGGAUUGCAAGUAACAGAUAUAAAUUGGCUCCAAAAUGUGACAUUGCAUUCAGACAAAUUUGGACUUCAGGUUGCCAUUCAUGCCAUCGGAGACAAAGCCAACGAUAUGGUGCUGGAUAUGUAUAAUACUGUUGUAUCUUAUAAUGGAAUGAGGGAUCGCAGAUUUAGGAUUGAACAUGCCCAACAUCUGGUUCCAGGAUCAACCAUACGUUUUGGUGAACAAAGAAUUAUUGCCUCUGUACAGCCAGAUCAUCUCCUGGAUGAUGCUAAUUCUGCUGAAAAAAAAAUAGGCACCAUGAGGGCUCAGAGAGGAUCAUAUUUGUUCCGGUCACUCAUUGACAGUGAUGCAAUCUUAGCUUUUGGUUCUGAUUGGCCGGUUGCUGAUAUCAAUCCACUAGGAGCCAUAAAAACAGCACUAUACCGAGUCCCUCCAGGAUGGGAAAAUGCUUGGAUUCCGAGUGAGCGUAUGGCUUUAUAUGAUGCUCUGAAAGCGUCGACCAUUUCAGCUGCCUACGCUGGCUUCUUAGACCAAGAGUUGGGUAGUCUGUCCGCAGAUAAGUAUGCAGAUUUUGUAGUAUUACCAGUCGAUUCAUGGGAUCAAUUGGCAGGGGAUUUACCUACUACUGUAUUGGCAACUUAUGUAAAUGGCAAGCAAGCUUAUCCAUGAGAUUGUACCAAAUUUUUUUGCCUGAGUGAUGAAUCAAGGUGUCCUUGAGAUAAUAUAUAUAUAGAGUGCAAAGUUGAAGGUAGGGAUGAUAUGCUAUCAGCAAUAGUUGCUUUUAAUUUGUAAAGAAUCAUUAUGUAACUCAUGGUUGCAUCUGGAAGCAUACAAAGGUACGAAAGUAAAAACUACAUUUUGCCAA
Messenger RNA from Musa acuminata subsp. malaccensis (wild Malaysian banana), 2330 nucleotides. Lineage: Eukaryota; Viridiplantae; Streptophyta; Magnoliopsida; Zingiberales; Musaceae. The record is from RefSeq and is a predicted model, not a curated record.